Molecule: messenger RNA, 1002 nt
Organism: Rotaria sp. Silwood2
Lineage: Eukaryota; Metazoa; Rotifera; Eurotatoria; Philodinida; Philodinidae
Source: the annotation of a GenBank genome assembly
AUGUCAUUAAAAAAACUAAUUGCGGCUAAUAAAAAACCAUCUAGUGACUAUUGGACACCCUCCCUAUCAGAAAUUGUAAUCAAUGCUCAAUUAGAUAAUGAUUCAUUUUAUGAAGACAGCAAUAAUCAAACAAGACAUCGACGAUCUGCCAUAGUAGAUGAUGAACAUCGUGCACAUCGACCAUUGAAACUUUCUACAACUAAAACUAUUUACAAAAAUUCAAAACCACAUCGAUUAAUUGAAAAACGACGUCGAGAUCGUAUGAAUCAUAUUCUUGAUGUUUUAUUAAAUUUGAUACCUCAUAAAAAGCCUGAAAAUGGACGUCGUAUUGAAAAAACUGAAAUUAUUGAUAUGGCAAUUAAAUAUAUUCGUUUAUUAUCAUCAAAUAAAGAAUCUUGUGAACCAUUAACUUUCGAUAAAAAAUCAUAUUCAAAAGUUGCUGCAUAUCUUACAGGAUAUAGUAAUGGAAUUCAAGAUAUUUAUGAACAUAUAGAGAAACAUACAAAUGAUAAACAACUUCUUAAUAAUCUAUUGCAAUAUAUCGACGAAAAAGAAAUUGAAUUAAAAGAUUUAACAGUUAUAUGUGAUAAGAAAGACAGUUUAAAACGUCAAACAUCUUCAUUAAAAAAAUCUUCACAAGUAAAUAUUGACAAACCAAAUUCGAAUGUUGAUCAAUUUUCUAUAUCUAAUACGAACAAAUCACAAGCUGAAAACAUUUUCCAAUCUUCUAUCAAUGAAGAAAUUAAUUCAAUUAAAAAAUCAGAAGUACCAAUAUUUGUUUUACAUCCAUCUGGUACACAUUAUAUUCCGAUGUGUAUUGAUUCAUCAAUUGUUUUCAAUACAUUUAAUAAUAAUAAAUUUAAUCAAACUCAGAUAUUAUCGAUAAAUGAACAACCUCAUUGCCAUCCUGUAUCGAUUCCUGUGAAUUUUAAUCCAGUUUUAACUCUAUCAGAUCAAUAUGAACUUGAUAUUCAAAAUAUAAAUGUUGUCGCUACUAGAUAA